This is a messenger RNA of Impatiens glandulifera, 2018 nucleotides long. RefSeq names its product RNA-binding NOB1-like protein. Lineage: Eukaryota; Viridiplantae; Streptophyta; Magnoliopsida; Ericales; Balsaminaceae. The transcript has 5 exons. Gene Ontology annotation, molecular function: RNA endonuclease activity. The record is from RefSeq and is a predicted model, not a curated record. Gene Ontology annotation, biological process: maturation of SSU-rRNA; ribosomal small subunit biogenesis. The coding region runs from base 42 to 1772 and encodes 576 amino acids. Gene Ontology annotation, cellular component: preribosome, small subunit precursor.
UUUUCCGCUUCUUCGCUCUCUCUCUCUCUCCCAGCGCAACAAUGGCUGCCUCUCAAGCACCACCUUGUUGGAGCGCAAUAGUGAAACAGAAGGAAACUCCGUGCGAGCAGAAUAAGAACAAUGAGCCUGACCGUACUGCAACCGAUCGAGUAUUCGUCGAGAGCUGCAAAUCGUCUAAGGGAAUUGCGAUCGCCGUUGUUGAUGCUAACGCCAUUAUUCAAGGGGGAGACAAGCUCUCAUCCUUUUCCGACAAAUUUAUCUCCGUCCCGGAGGUCAUAAACGAGGUUCGAGACCCCACUUCUCGUCACCGCCUCAACUUUCUCCCCUUCACCGUCGAGACAAGGGAACCCUUGCCAGAAGCACUCAAGAAAGUGAUAAGCUUUGCGAAAGCGACUGGUGACUUGCAGACACUUUCAAAUGUUGAUAUAAAGCUCAUUGCUUUGACUUAUACAAUGGAAUUGCAAAUCCAUGGUGCUAAACAUCUAAGAGAUAGUCCUCCACCAAUUCAAACAGUGAAUGUCAAAAGGCUUCCUGAGGCAGACAUGCCUGGAUGGGGAUCCAAUGUUCCCAAUUCGGAAGAAUGGGAAGCUUUGGAACAUGAAGCUGAUAAUUCUACUGAUCCUAACUCAAAAAUCCUUCCUUUAAAAGAUUUGAACUUAAAUAUGAUUCUUGAUCAGCCUCAGCAUGACUUUGAUGAAAAAAAAGCUGGUCCUCAAGAAUCAGUUGACAGUUUUGUGAGGCCUAUAACAUAUUCUCCUAAAAAGAAAGAUAUUAAGACUGAAGGGAAGAUUGUGGCACAAGGAGUUGACGCAUCUCAAGGAGAGUGUGAUGAUAAUGGUGAUGAUUGGCUGCCAGCUGUCAGCCGAAGUACUCAUAGAAGGUUUCUUAGGAGAAAAGCUAGACGGGAAUUGUCUGACAAAGACAACCGCCACGAUUCAGUUGAGGGUAAAAGCGGUACAGUGGAGACAAUAAUCAAAGAAGAAGAUUUGUCUACAAUUUUGAACGACAUGAAGCUGGAAGAAGAAGAUGAAGUACUGGAAUCUAUAGAAGGAGAAGGAGAAGGAGAAGAGGAAGAAGAACAGGUUACUUGUUUUGAUGAUUCCAUGGAAGAAACAACUUCUGAUAUUAAUUCAAACCUUGAAGAAUAUGAGGCAUCAUUAGAACAGCCUGAGGAGAUAUUGAGCCAGACAAACGAAAGUGAGCAAAGCUGGAUGUUGAAAUCGUUGUCUGAAUCAAGUGUUGCUUGUAUAACUAGUGAUUUUGCAAUGCAAAAUGUUCUUCUCCAAAUGGGUUUACGACUUUUAGCACCUGGAGGAAUGCAGAUUCGCCAGCUUCAUAGGUGGAUAUUAAAAUGCCAUGCCUGUUUUAAGGUAACCACCCAAAUUGGUAAGAUUUUUUGCCCUAGCUGUGGUAACGGAGGUACUUUGAGAAAGGUAGCUGUUACAGUUGGAGAGAAUGGCAUUGUUCUUGCUGCCCGCAAACCACGUGUUUUCUUGCGUGGUACAAAGUUUUCACUGCUUUUACCCCAAGGGGGACGAGCCUCAAUUACCAAAAAUCCGGUUUUACGUGAAGAUCAACUUCCACACAAGAUCCUCUAUCCCAAGAAUAAAAAGAACAAACAGGAGGAUGACAUAUUUCUUGGGGAUGGAAUGUUUCUUCAUCACAAUGAUAAAAGAGCUCCACUGCAGCCACCUGUGAGGAAAGCUAUGGCAGUUUUUAGUGGGAAAAGGAAUCCAAAUGACAACCAUUACAACCGUACAAAGAAUCAUUAAAAGAUUCUUCAAUUAUCUUUGGGAGUGAACGAAGUUUGUAAGCAGUGAAAUUUUCACAUUUUCAACUUAUGAUUACAAUUAGAAUAAUAUGGAAGUUUUCUUGAAUUUUUUUGUUUGUGUUAUUUAACAAUUUUUAGAUUUUUCGAUUAAGUCUACAUUGAAGACUGGAUUCAAUCAAACCACUUAUUGUCAUGACUUGUGGUUUUGCUGAAAAUUUUGACAAAAUGAUGGCUGUUGAUUUUUAAA